UGAUGGAGAGGACAGAGGGAACCCCAUGGUGGCAGGUUAUCAGGAUGAGCUGGACCCAGAUGACAAGGAGCUCCCGCUGCCCCUGCCCAACACCCUGGGCCUUCUCACCAGUAAAGACUUCACUAUGUCUAGUGAUGAGGAGGAGGUGGAAGCACAGCCCCCACCAAUAUCACCACCAGUACAUGCUGUCACUCAGGAUGACCACCUCGACCUUGACAGUGAUUCAGAGCUGAAAAAACCGGGCACUGAGUCCAUAAUGCCCCGUGCCAUGGAGCCCCACGCUCCGGAGCCUUUGGCACCUGCUGGCCAACUCUUGGAGAACACUGUCCCCCAGGUGGCUGAGCCCAUCACCCUCACCCUAACCUCUGCACCUGCAGUAGCCCUGGAGCAGCCAGGCCUACCCAGAGGGACAAAGGGAGGAACCCCUGGGGUGGACUCGGACUCUGACCCAGGGGCCACUGUUGCUGAGCAGAUGCUCUCCUUUGUGAUGGAUGAUCUUGACUUUGAGUCUGAGGAGGAGGCAGUCAUCCAGAAGAUAACUAAGGUAGCUAGGUCAAAAGGAUGUUAUUUAGGGUUGUAGGUU
Messenger RNA from Salvelinus sp. IW2-2015, 583 nucleotides. Its product is annotated as rab-like protein 6. The record is from RefSeq and is a predicted model, not a curated record. Lineage: Eukaryota; Metazoa; Chordata; Actinopteri; Salmoniformes; Salmonidae.